AUCAAAACAAUGUCAGUUUAAAAAGAGUAUUGUUGGGAAAAAAUGCGCUUUCCGUGUUUUGCAUGUUAACAUAUUGAGCUGAAUUUUUCAAGAAUAAUGUAGGGUAGUUCGGCGGGUGGCUAGAUAUUGCAGCGUAAUGUCAGGGAGUGAAAAGGGACAGCGUCCAUCCUCCCAUGGAGCCCAUCUGAGCACCGACAACAUUGUCACCCUAAACCCAUUUCGUAAUUUGGUUUUUUUCUUUGAUUCCCGUUUUCUAAAUGUAAGCUUUAAACAAAAAAAAUCGCCCUCAAUACGCGAUCAAAUUUCACAAGCCAAAUCGUCCGGAUGUAGGUAAUUAUUAUGAUUUUUUCGCCCAACAUCCCAUCGCUAAAAAAACAUAACAGUACAGAAAUUUUAUCUAGUUGUCUGUGAUCGUUACUCAUUUGGUCUAAGUUGUAGGAGGUCUCAAAAUUACUAAGCCGAAAUGGACUCCCAACAGUACUGCCUUAGGUGGAACAACCACUUGAAAAACUUGACAGACGUGCUCACUGAUUUUUUAAGGGAACAAGUACUAUGUGAUGUAACAUUAGCAAGUAACGGACAAGUUUUCCAGGCCCACCAAAUAGUCCUCUCAGCAUGCUCUCCUUACUUUGAAACGCUUUUUAUUCAAACGCCAAACAAACAUCCGAUAGUCUUCUUGAAAGAUGUGAGUCCAAAUGAAGUGAAAGCCUUGCUGGACUUCAUGUAUAAGGGCGAAGUAAACGUAUCGCAGAACCUCCUUCCUUCCUUCUUGAAAACCGCCGAGAGCUUACAGAUUAGGGGCUUGUCUGAUAGCAACAGUUUGAAUAGUCAAGCUGAUGAAAGAGAAACGGAAAACAAACCUCCGGCGAGAAGGGAGCGGGAGGUUCAAAAGCAAGGUAGAGACAGUCCGGCUUUAAAGAGAAAACGAACCGCAUCGAAUAACAACUGUGAUAAUUCAUCGAAUUCUGUUGAUAGGAAUACAUCAGACUCACAGGUUUUUGUGUCUGACUCCCCUGUUGAUCGGGAUCGCGGUCGAAAUGAACGGGACGCGGGCGGAACCCCGUCGAUUAAAUCAGAGCCACAUGAUGGGAAUCCCGUGGAUACUUUCCACUCAGUGUCAGAAGUUUUACAAAGUGGUGGCAGCGUCAGUGUCCAUCAGGAUGAAGGCAGAUUGUCUUUGGGUAGCCAACCAGACCUUGCAGACAACAAUGAUCUAUCAAAUUUGGCGCCUCCUGAUAUGGCAGAUACAAUAGAUGGUUCAAAAACCUGGCACAUGCGGCUAACCUUUGACAAGUUGCCAGGCGGUUGUAACCUGCAUCGCUGCAAACUUUGUGGGAAAAUAGUGACGCACAUCAGAAACCACUAUCAUGUGCACUUCCCCGGCAGAUUCGAGUGCCCCUUAUGCAGAGCCACCUACACUAGGAGCGACAACCUGCGCACUCACUGCAAAUUUAAACACCCCCGGUAUAAUCCGGAUACCAGGAAGUUCGAUACCAGUCCAAAAUACGAAGCAACAGUACCACCCACUGCCCCCUCUGGUGGGCAGUUGGCUAACGAUGCUUCGGCCGACUGAUUUUGGCUGUACUACUAUUUUUACUAUCGGGCUUUGUGCGAUUCUUAGCGGUAGUAGUCGGGCUGGCCGGUUAAACAUGGUUACAGUUUAAACUACUUUUCCAUCCCCUAAUCGUUUUUUUCUUGAAUAAUAGCCAUUUUUUUCAGUCCCCGUCACUAGUAACUAACAUAAAAACACCCCUCAACGUAGCAUUACGUUAUUCCUAUAUAGUCGGAACGUUUUAUAACAUCGUCACGCUACUUCAUCCCCCCAUUGUUUCCAAAAACCUUCAUUGUAAUUAAAGGCACAGCUCGCCAAGGGACACUAUUAAUCAUUAUGCAUUUAUUAUUCAAAAUCCGAGAUUAAUGGUAUAUUAAAGUCAUCGCCUCACCCACCCUAAGCCAAACAGCAACAAAUAAUUUCCGCAAAGCAUGCAAAGUAAUCGGGUUUUAUUUCACCGCCUAUCGGAAAACGAAUGGUUAUUAUUCUAGACCAGGAGAUCGGAAAGCGUAUGAAGAAACUGUAAUCCGUACUACUUACGCUAACCUCCAGCUCUAUGUUAUUGUAUCUCAUGUACUAAUAUACAGGGUGGAGCAACGGGCACCGCCGGGGUUCAUUUAUGGCAAACUGUAGUUUGGGCAGUGUGCUAAAAUCACUGAGGGCAAGCGACCUAAAAUAUAUUCAAGAUUGCUUAUUUUAGUUGCAACACUGUAUAUUGUUUCACUUUUGAUAUUCACUAGAAGUUCUAGAUACUUUCAUGAGUAAUAUCCGAACUUAAGACUAACUAUUUUGGAGAUAUUUAAAAUGUAUGUCAAUAAUGCGGUUUAAUGUAGAUAGAUUUUUUUUUUUAAAACUGAAAUAUUUAGACUUAGCUUUAACUUUAGAACAAACAAGCUAAAAGAUUUUUUUCGAUUCCUAUGUUAUAUUAUUUCUUAAUUUCACCCAGACAUAAUUUCUAAUGAUUUUCAGACGGUGUGUGACAGCUGUCAAUAUUCUUGUAGCCGUCAAUUUUUUUCUGUCAUCAUAUCUGUCAUAUAUGACACCAUGUCAUGGCCAACUAAGAGCAUCUACAUUGCCUUAUAACAAUGAUCAAAUUGACAUUAUAUCGGAAACAAAACGUUUCUUAAUUGACCUAAAAUUAUCACCAAAGCCCAAUUAAAGUAUGAUAAAAAUGAAAUACGAUCAGGUGGCUAUUCGACAAAUUAGCACUCGUAUAGGCAAAAACUUCUCACUCGUGGCAUACCCAAAAAUCUGCUGUACUUCCUUGUACGAGAAAAUAAUUAUCCGAGUCCAACAACGGCCAUUUCACACAUAAAAUUUUUAAUAUCUCAAAAAUCGUUACACUUUGGUACAGAAACCGACACAUUAAAAACAUUUAGAAUUUUCCCGAUGUUCCAUUUAAAGUAAGCUAGAUGAUGGCUACUGGCGGUAGAACCGAAAAUGUGAUUAGAUCGCUUGCUCCUAAAGUAUACUCUUCAAUUUUCCAAAUGGUACUAUUUACAAUUUUACAUAAAUGGAUCAAAGCGGGUCUUGUUAGGACACCCUGUAUACAUAUUUCAACGGUUGAGUUUUGAUCGUUUUGUAUGGGUGCGUUUGGUUUGCAUUGAAGCUGCUCAUUAAUUCAUCUCCACUAUUUUUUAAUCCUCGAAUUCAAAACUGGUUUUUCUAUUCUCACAUUUUACUGCUGGUUUUUUUGCCUGUUUGCCACGAUAAACCAACUAGGCGCCAUUGGCUCUCGGUUCUUAGUUGGGGCCUCAAUCAAGGGGCAAAAAAAUGAUUAUCCACUGUUCCAAACAUCGCAAGCAAAUUGAAAUGAAUUUUCGAACAUCUUCAACGAACCAUUCCGCAUCCCAAGCAUAUUAUAUUACAUUUUAUAGCUAAAACAAAAACUAUAUAAAUUUAUUUAUGCUAUACACAUAACUGGUAUAAUAGAUAUAAUAUUAAAAAAAUCUCCGAUAUUGCAAUAAGAACCUACUCUAUUCUAGUCUAUACAAUCAUUAUAUUACUGUUACUCUUGUUUGUUUCAUUAUGUAUUUUGCAAACCGAUGAAUUUUAUAGCUUUGUUUUCGGCAACAAGGGACUGCGUGCUUUUACUCAUUUACAGUGAGAAUGAAAAAUUGUUCGACCUCCAAAACAUUAACGAAACUGUUGGUUCUUUCUGAAGAACGCUACUUUAAGUUCUCCGCCUCGAUUUUUAGCAAUAAAAAUAUUAAAUAGGUAUAUAAUCAGCUUGAAUUCUUGAAAAUUAUGAUAAAUUAAUAUAAUAUAUUAUGUUAUAAAAUAACGUGUAAUAUAGAUAUAACAAUACGGGAUGUUUUAAGAAGUUUUAUAUUAUAUAAAAGUUGAAUCUGUGAUGACUAUUCGGACGUUUAAAACGAAACUAAGUUUUUUGUAAAGAUUUUAAAAUUAGCUAAAGACGCCCAUAGAAUGGAAUGAAAUGCAUAUAAUAAGUAAAAUUAAAACUAAGUUUUUUAAAUGCAUUUCGUUCUGUUCCUUGGACGUUUGAAAUAUGUAUAUGCCCGUCCGCAUAAAGUGAACUACGAAGCAUUUUAGAUAAGAUGUAAUGUAAAUUUGCUAUAAAUUCCUUCUUUAUGUCGAAGUGAAAUUUAAUUAAAUUGUCGAUAGUAAUGCUGAUAUCCAACUUUUUGAUUCACAACCGAAAUAUUACUUUGUAUUUAAUUCAGUUUUUAAUACUCAAUAUCGAUAUUAGCACAUAAUAUCUUCUUCUUUAUUCAAAAGUCCUAAUAAAUUCCAUUUUCCAAUAUAGUUUGGACACUAUUGCAAUAAUUAUUUUAAUGAUUGUUUGUAAAAUUAUCUAAAAAAGAGUUCGCCAAACUAACUAUUUGUUAUGUUAAUGUAAGUGCAAUUUUACAUUAUCUUUAUUAACCAUUACCUCACCUGUUUAGCAUCUGAUAUACGUUAAGAACUACUAAUUACUAUUACUACUACUAGGGUAAGAAAUCUCGAUUUAAAUUAAUUUUAAAUUCGCGACAUUGGCUAAGAUUUAGAUUCAAGAGCAAUUUUAUUAGGAGGCAUUUUCCCUUCUAAAAAAUUGAACUGCGAAUGAAAUUUUAGAGAAAAUUUGCUUUGGAUUAGAAAAGAUAUUUCUUCUGGAGGUUAAACCGUAUUCGACUUUUAGCACGCAGAUUUGAACUGUAUUGGUCAGUGCCUCCAAGUGUAAUACAGCUAAACCCAAAGCAAAUCGUGUGUGACUAUUGGCGGCCUUUUAGAUAAAUAAUUUUAUUCAACUACUUCGAGGAAGUAAAUUGUAACAUAUUGUACAUCCGUGUUAUUUGCUUGAAACGCUCAAUUUUAAUCUUAACAUUCGUUUUAUAACGCUAAAACACAUUAAUAUCAGUCAAAUUUGUUUUUUAUCAUCCGAAAUUGGAAAAGAUAAUUUAAUUUAGCAGCAAAGUAUAAUAUUCCCUUAAAAUGACUACUUAUUGAUUACUUGCUUUAAAGUGAAUUUGCAAUGUAUUUAUUGUCAAAAGCAUAUUAUUAAUCAAGGAAUGUUAAUAUAAAUGUGGGUGUUACAUGCAAAUAGGUUCCCAUUGAAAAUCCGUAUAUGUAUAAAAGGGAAUAUUGUAAUUAACAGCAAUUCUAUAAUAUGUGAAACAAGUCAAUUUAGAAUAAUUUUCAUUAAUAAUAUAUAUUUUAUAACGUUACUAUAAUUAUCGAAAUUAUCUAUACCCUAUUGGCGAUUUUUAAAUGGUAAAUAAACCUUGAAAAGGAAUGUGAUAUGUUAGGAAGCGUUGGUGCUAUAAGCAACCUGUUUUGUGCAAUACUAUGUUUUAAUCUACUUAAAAGAAACUUCAUUAUCAGUUUUAGGCCCCUAUUUUUGUAAAAUAUAUUUCUGCAAUGUUCCCCAGGCUUGUUCAGAUGAAACCAAAGACAAAACCAAACCAGAUUACGUCUCUACUUUGAGAGAUUUAUUUAAACUAUUGUUGUCGGAACAAGUCGUAUAGCAGUCCAAAAAUUGUUACAUAUCAAAAUGAUUACGUGCACUCACUAAAUGAGAAAAAAAUGCUUCGAGCAAGCCAGCAUAUCUGUUUUGGUUUGUGGCUUUUUGAGGACUUGUGGAACUAUUUUAAAAGUGUUCAAGCAAUGUGCAAGUAACUUCAAUUGUAUAUUACCUAUUCUGCAACAUGAGUUAAAAAUGGUCAUUUUAUAAUCAUUUCCCAGCUCUUCACAUUGACUUGACACAACACUAUAAAAUUGCCUUUCAAUUUGUUAUUAUAUAAAAGGUUGCGGAUGUUUUUUGAUAUAUACAUUAUAUUAUACAACUCUUAUUAUAUUAUAUCGAUUUCUAUAUGUUAAAGCUGAACCUUUUGUUAGAUAGUUUUUUAAAAAUAUACAUCAUAUUAGUAGGUUUUUCUUCUGUCAAACAGAACGAAAGCGUUUCGAAUUUAGAAACAUAGUAUGUACUCCGUGUAAGAAAAUGCUCGGCAUUUAAAUAUUUUUGCAUACAUUAUGUCAAUUUUUCGUAAAAUCGUUGCUCAUUAAUUACCUAAAUAUCUAAUGAAUAGGCAAAUAUUUAUUGAUAUACUUUAUACAAUAUCACAUUAUGCAGAUCAUAUUUUCUUGCCUGAAUAUUUUAUAAUACAAUUUUUCCAUUGUGAAAAUAACAAAUUUUUCUUAGACAGAUUUUCAAAUUAAAUGGUCAAAUCGUAUGAUCGCAUAUUGAGUUCUAAUAAUUCUUUAUUCUCCUGUUGUACUUUUGUGCCAACUAUUCUAUAAAAACAAUCUGAAUGCUCACAGCCAUUCAAUAUUCUAGCUUGUCGCAAGUGUAUUUAUUUCAAUUUGCUUAGCAAAAAGUUCAAGCAAGCACUGUUAAAUUUGUGUUUUAUAUCAUCGAGAAACCGAUUAAUUUUACAGUUCAUCUCAUAAAUUGCGUUUAAAGAAGUCGAUAUUUCAUCAAAUUGCAAGUAAUUUUAUUUCUCAAGGUAUAUUCUACUUUUACAUAGUAGUGUGUAUGCUAAUAGUUACUUUUAGCAGAAAAAGCGAUUUGACACCUAGGUCGAUAAACUAGAUACGGGUAGUGAACGUUAUCACGGGAAAAACCAUAAUCACUAAUCUCAAUUCGAAAGUGGGAGCUUCUUAUUUUUGCUGGGCAAAAACUAACAAACAUUGUUUCCGCAUUUUGAAUGCUUCUAUCACAAACCGUAAUUUUAAAAGCGUAUUUUUAAUAAAUAUUACUCUUUGUUACUUAAACUGAGUUAAGUUUAUAAUUAGUGUUUGAUUUUAUAAUAUUGAAUCAUAUAAUAUAAGAUAACGAACUAUUUGAAUUCUUUUGAAGCAUUUAUGUACUUUAUUAUUUUUAUUAAAAAUGGUGUGUUUCAA
Molecule: messenger RNA, 6892 nt
Organism: Dendroctonus ponderosae (mountain pine beetle)
Lineage: Eukaryota; Metazoa; Arthropoda; Insecta; Coleoptera; Curculionidae
Gene: fru
Product: sex determination protein fruitless
Exons: 6
Coding region: 464-1573 (369 amino acids)
Biological process (GO): regulation of transcription by RNA polymerase II
Cellular component (GO): nucleus
Molecular function (GO): protein binding
Source: RefSeq, a predicted model, not a curated record